UGACGUCGAAUCGGCAGAGUGGGAGGUGAUUUUUCCUGCGAAGUUCAUGAUUUAAGACAUUUUCGAAACUGUUACGUGUCAGGAUUCAUCGAAAACCAUGGCUGACAACGAACAGAAAGCGUUACAAUUAAUAGCCGAGGCCGAGAAGAAGCUAGCAUCUUCCAAGAGCUUCCUGGGUUCUCUAUUUGGUGGAUCAUCGAAGGUUGAAGAAGCUGUAGAAUGUUACCAACGUGCUGCAAACUUGUUCAAGAUGGCAAAGAAUUGGAGUUCAGCAGGGAGUACAUUCUAUGAAGCAGCAGAAUUGCAUGCCAAGGCUGGUAGUCGUCACGAUGCAGCUACCAAUUAUGUAGAUGCUGCUAAUUCCUUCAAGAAAUCUGAUAUAAAUGAGGCAAUUAGUUGCCUGUUAAAGGCUAUUGAAAUUUACACCGACAUGGGUCGGUUCACGAUGGCAGCCAAGCAUCAUCAAAGUAUAGCUGAGAUGUAUGAAAGCGAAGCCAUGGAUCUUGAGAGAGCAGUUCAUCAUUAUGAGCAAGCCGCUGACUACUUUCGUGGAGAGGAGAGCAAUUCCUCUGCCAAUAAAUGUCUUUUGAAAGUUGCACAGUAUGCUGCUCAGCUUGAAAAUUAUGAAAAGGCUAUACAAAUUUAUGAACAGGUUGCAUCUGCAUCUUUAGAAAGUUCUCUGUUAAAAUACAGUGCGAAGGAAUACUUUUUCCGGGCGGCACUGUGUCACUUGUGCGUUGAUACAUUGAACGCGCAACACGCGAUUGAACGUUAUCAGGAACAAUAUCCUGCAUUCCAGGAUUCUAGAGAGUACAAAUUGAUAAAGACACUAAUAGAACACAUCGAAGACGAAAACCUCGAAGGUUUUACAGAAGCGGUAAAGGAAUACGAUUCAAUUUCGCGAUUGGAUCAAUGGUACACGACAGUAUUAUUACGUAUUAAAAAGCAAGUUGAUGUUAAUCCAAAUCUACGCUGAUCGGUUGUUCCUACUUUGCGCUAUUUCCUGUCGAUGAUAUUAUUAAUCCAACUCUAUAUGUAUUCUUUUUUAAAUCAUAUCCUGCUUUCAGUGGAACUUGUAAAGUAGUUUCGUUUUUAUAUCCAAAUAUAUUUUUCAUAACAUCUCCUUGCUCUCUUGGCAACUGUUACAUGUUUCAUCACUUAAGUUAUCACGUUACUAAUAGAAUAUUGUCAUGAAAAGAGUAUAAACGAAAAAGAGAAAGUGAACUUCAAAUAUUCUAUGGACAUUAAUAGUUCAUUUACGAUGCCGAUAUACAAGGCAUACAAUUAAAUAUAUAAAUACAUAGUAUCGGAACUUUGUUGGCAUUAUCAUACCUAUAAAUACAUAAAUAGCUUGCCAAAAAGUCACAGCUUGUACAACUUCAUUUUACCGCCUGCGAUUGCGAUGAAUUAUUAGGACAAAAACGAUUGUUUUCCAUGAGUUUAGUCGUUUUAGUAGAAUAAUGUGGUGCAGUUUUAUAUAUAUAUAUAUAAUAUUUUUGAGCGGUUAUUGAUAUUUAUUAUUAGUAAUUUGGAAUAAUUAGUAACAAUAACAAAUAAGAUUUUGUAGUUACAAAAAAAAGUUAUAACUUAUGUUUCGCCUGGAAUUGUUAAAACAAAACGAUAGAUUGUCAGUUGUUAUCUUUACACUGCCAGAGUGUCAAAAUAAUGAAUAUGGUGUGCAUAUUAUCUUCUUAUGGAUUUAAUGUAUUUUACGUUAGUAUCAAAUUUUCUUUUUCUUUCUUGAUUUUCGCAGAAUUUUAUUUAGUCUGAAACUUUAAGUGUAUGUAUAUAGUAUGGUUAUGAUAUUUUAAUAAUUUUUAAAAUGGAUGGAACAUAUAAUUCAUAAUGUUGGAAAAUGAUCAUGACAUGCAUUUAAGUGUAAAUAUAGUUAUUUCUUCUCUUUUUUUUCUUUUCUUCCUUUUUGGUUAAGAUCGAUAUUUGUUGGUACUUUCUUAUCGUUGAAAACUGAUUUUGUCAAUGUAUAUUUGUACUUAGAGAUAUGUAGAUUCGAAAUAGCUGGUACUAGUGAUUAAAAAAAGCGAUUAUCAUUGUAAAAAUUUUUAAUUUAUUUCACCAUUAAUUUAUUGUUAUUUAAUCAAUUGUACGUCGGGAAUUUACUACAGCAUUUCAUAUUUAAAACAAGUUACAUAUAUAAAUAUUCUAUUGUUAAGUAGGAAUAGAAAAUAAAUACUUCUGCAUGCACAGAAAGUAACGGAGCGUGCACUUCAUAAAUAUUACUAAAAAAAGAAAUACAACUUUCGAUGCACGUAAUUAAUGCUACAUUAUCUUUUUCGAAUUGUAUAAGAAAAUUCAUUGAAUAAAAAAAAAUUUAUUUAUUCUUUGUACACAUUUAUCUAUAUAUACAUACAUAUAUAUAUAUAUUAGUUUAACAGUUGUAAUUAUUAAUCGAUAGAUAAUGAAUAACAUAUUCAUAUGAUCAUGAUAUGUUUCUCUAAAAUCUGAGAGUUAAUUAAUGGCGCCCAGAUUUUCUAUUAUAUUCUACGUAUUGUAAUAUUAAACUGCGUAUAUUAGAUGCGUUCUUUCGAAAACUCUAAAAGUAAAUACAACUAAACUUAAGCAAGUCAUUUCAUCCAAUGUGUUCGUAAGAAAUUUAUAAAAUUUAAUUACAGCUAUGCGUGAUUGACAUGGUGAUGAGAAAAAGUAUGUUUAUGCGUUCUUUAUCUUUUUGUUCGCGAAAUAUCAUUAAAAAUUUACUUCGUUACUUUACUUAAUUUACUUAAGUCGUAUAGCGGAAAGAAUUAGCGUGUACGUAUGUAUGGUGUGAGUACUCUGGAUACGUAUACCCCUCUUGAAAAAAACAGAAAUUAAGUUUUUUUCGUGCAUGAGGAAAUUUAUUUAUAUAUACAUAUACGUACGUCCGUUAUUGUAUAUUUAGUUUAUGUAUUUAUGAUUAAAAUGGAAUUAUGUUACGAUA
Bombus huntii is the source of this 2935-nucleotide messenger RNA. RefSeq names its product alpha-soluble NSF attachment protein (gene alphaSnap). Gene Ontology annotation, biological process: intracellular protein transport; SNARE complex disassembly. Gene Ontology annotation, molecular function: syntaxin binding; soluble NSF attachment protein activity. The transcript has 5 exons. The record is from RefSeq and is a predicted model, not a curated record. Lineage: Eukaryota; Metazoa; Arthropoda; Insecta; Hymenoptera; Apidae. Gene Ontology annotation, cellular component: vacuolar membrane; SNARE complex. Bases 98 to 976 code for a protein of 292 amino acids.